AUGCAGAUGGCUGCUAGUGCUGAAUGGCCUGAUGAGAGAAAUAGGAUUGUUUGUGAAAUCUUUGCUGACGAAGUUAGGAAUGGAAAUUGUUCAAGUACCCACUUGAACAAAGUAGGCUACGAUAACGUUAUUGCCAAAUUUGAAGAGAGGACUGGCAUACGUUACACAAAGCUGCAAUUUAAGAAUAAAUGGGAUAAGUUGAAGAGGGAGUAUAGUGCAUGGAAGCUAUUGUUGAAACAAACUGGAUUAGGCUGGGAUGAAGCAAAGGGUACUGUCACUACUUCAAUUGAAAGGUGGAAGCAGUUAAAGAAAGAUGUUAAAGGAAGUAGCAAGUUUGAACAUCGAGGACUUCAAAAUGAAGAUAAAAUGAAGAUUAUGUUUGAAGACCUUCGAAAUACUGGUGAAGACCAUUGGGAUGGUUCAUCAGGUGCUGCUCCUACUAGUCCUCGUGGCUCCAAUGAUUAG
Phragmites australis (common reed) is the source of this 465-nucleotide messenger RNA. RefSeq names its product L10-interacting MYB domain-containing protein-like. The record is from RefSeq and is a predicted model, not a curated record. Lineage: Eukaryota; Viridiplantae; Streptophyta; Magnoliopsida; Poales; Poaceae. The transcript is spliced from 2 exons. The coding region runs from base 1 to 465 and encodes 154 amino acids.